AAGAAACUUUUCAUGAAGACUUCCAAGAAGAAAAUUUUCAAGAAGUAAGUCAUCAAGAAAAUUUUCAAGAAGAAAGUUACCAAAAUUUUCAAGAAAAUCCUCAAAUAUUUACUUUUAAAAAACUUGCGAGAUGGCUAAUUGCAGAUUUGAAGAAAUAUUUAGCUUUAAAUUGCCUAAAUCAAGAUAAAGAUAUUAUAGAGUUUUAUGUUCAAGUUGUUGCUAAUCGACAAGGUUAUAGUCAAGUAUUACCUCAAGAGAUUAUAUUUAGUUCUAAUUUAAGUAAAAGAAAAUGCAAGAUUAUAAGUAGUCAAACAUUAUUAUCUAAAUUUUUAGAGA
This is a messenger RNA of Racocetra persica, 336 nucleotides long. The record is from the annotation of a GenBank genome assembly. Lineage: Eukaryota; Fungi; Glomeromycota; Glomeromycetes; Diversisporales; Gigasporaceae.